Messenger RNA from Acomys russatus (golden spiny mouse), 1625 nucleotides. RefSeq names its product ankyrin repeat and SOCS box containing 6 (gene Asb6). The record is from RefSeq and is a predicted model, not a curated record. Gene Ontology annotation, cellular component: BRCA1-BARD1 complex. Gene Ontology annotation, biological process: intracellular signal transduction; protein ubiquitination. Bases 108 to 1364 code for a protein of 418 amino acids. Gene Ontology annotation, molecular function: protein binding. NCBI's taxonomy places the organism in Eukaryota, Metazoa, Chordata, Mammalia, Rodentia, Muridae. The transcript is spliced from 6 exons.
CCGGUGCGGAACCGCGGCCUGGGCGGAGGACUGAUCACCGGCGCGGGGUCUGAACCCGUAGCUCGAGAGGUGGAGGCCUGUAGGUGUCGGGACGCGCGGCCGUCGCCAUGCCGUUCCUGCACGGCUUCCGUAGGAUCAUCUUCGAGUACCAGCCUCUGGUGGACGCCAUCCUGGGCGCCCUGGGCAUCCAGGACCUGGAGCGGCAGGAGCCCCUGGAUGACUACGCUGCCAGCGAGGAGAGCCGUAUCCUGGACCUCACUGAGCUGCUGGAGCAGAAAGCCCACUCGCCGUUCUACCAGGAAGGUGUGAGCAAUGCUUUACUGAAGAUGGCUGAGCUGGGGCUGGCUCGGGCAGCAGCUGUCCUUCUGCAGAGUGGGGCCAACCUCAGUUUUGAAGACCCUGUUACGUACUACACGGCCCUGCACAUAGCUGUCCUGAGAAACCAGCCUGACAUGGUGGAGCUGCUGGUCCGCCAUGGGGCUGACAUCAACAGGAGGGACCGGAUCCAUGAGAGCAGCCCCUUGGAUCUGGCCAGCGAAGAGCCCGAACGCCUGCCCUGCCUGCAGCGCCUCUUGGAUCUUGGAGCAGAUGUCAACGCAGCUGACAAGAAUGGGAAGACAGCGCUGUUGCAUGCUCUGGCCAGCAGUGACGGAGUGCAGAUUCAUAACACAGACAACAUCCGGCUCCUCCUGGAGGGAGGGGCAGACGUCAAGGCCACCACCAAAGAUGGGGACACUGUAUUCACGUGCAUCAUCUUCCUGCUCGGCGAGACCGUCUGUGGGGACAAGGACGAGGCUCCGAUGAUCAACCGCUUCUGCUUCCAAGUCACACAGCUUCUGCUGGCCCAUGGGGCCGACCCGAGUGAGUGCCCGGCCCACGAGUCCCUCACACAUAUCUGCCUCAAGAGCUUCAAGUUGCACUUCCCCCUCCUUCGGUUCCUGUUGGAGUCAGGAGCCGCCUACAACUGCUCCUUGCACGGCGCAUCCUGUUGGUCUGGCUUCAACCUUGUCUUUGAGAGGCUGUGUUCCCACCCGGGCUGUGCCGAGGACGACAGCCAUGUUGAGCUUCUGCACAAGGCUGAGACCGUGCUGGACCUCAUGGUGACCAGCUCCCAGAGGCUACAGCUACCUGAGAACUUCAGCAUCCACCCAGUGGGUAGCUUGGCAGGGAAGAUCCAGGCCCUGCAUGCCUCCCUGAGGCAGCUGGAGAGCUACCCGCCACCUCUCAAACACCUGUGCCGUGUGUCCAUCCGGCUGUGCCUGCGGCCAUGGCCUGUGGACACCAAGGUCAAGGCGCUGCCCCUGCCUGACAGGCUCAAGUGGUACCUGCUCAGUGCACACAGUGGCACAGAAGACAGCUGCUGACUGAUCCCAGGACGGAAUGAUCUGGUGUUGUUGAAGCCAAGCAGAGGGCAGACCUGGUACCUGUAACAGCCUUCAGAGGGUCCUUUUACCUGGCAAGGCUUGCCCUUUGCUGAUAUAAAACCACUAGGGUAAUGCCCUGGAGGCCAAAGGCAUGGCUGCCUUCGGGGAGACUUCCACCCCACAACCCCCAUCAGUACUCGUCAGUCUCAGCCACACUGGGGAGCCAGUGCAGAUGGGACACACCUGCCCUCUGUAUAAGCA